UCGCAUAUAUGUAGCUUAUUUUUUUUUUAAUAUCAAGAGUAUUUUACUAUUUAGCAAGAGUCGCAGUCCCUCACAGAACCGUAGUUUUGGUAUCGAUUCGUGAAGAAAGCAAAUAUGGCUUGGGAUUUGUUUUUAUGGAUUAUCUCCUUCUUCGUCAGCUUGGCUCUCGUCGCUUCCGUCUUCUAUCAGGUUAUCUGCUUAACGGAUUUAGAAGCUGAUUACUUGAACCCUUUUGAAACAAGUACCCGUAUCAACCGAUUAGUUAUACCUGAGUUUGUCCUCCAAGGUUCACUCUGCCUUCUCUUCCUCCUCACAUGGCAUUGGGUCUUUUUUCUGGUCGCCGUCCCUGUAACAGUCUAUCACGCAAUGUUAUUCAAUGAGCGACGUUAUCUCAUCGAUGUCACUGAAGUGUUCCGUGGUAUUAGCUUUGAAAAGAAGUUCCGGUUUACCAAGCUCGGGUUCUACGUCUUUCUCUUCAUCAUGGUUGUCUUUAGGCUCACUCUCUCGGCGGUCUAUAGCUUCACGGAAGACGAUGAUCUACUUCAUUUGUUUUGAUUCAUGCGCUCUGCGUUAACCCACUCUCAAUUUAAUUUCUGAGUGUGUUUUAGAAAAUUGUGACAGGUUUUAUUACAUCCCUGCUUAGAAUUAGCCAAUCAGGGAUUCAUGAUGUAGCUUUAUAUAAUGGAGGGUUUCAGCUUCUUUUUUUGCACAGUAUAGUGUUCAGUUUCAUAAUUGCUCAUAAAA
This is a messenger RNA of Arabidopsis lyrata subsp. lyrata, 744 nucleotides long. RefSeq names its product protein cornichon homolog 1. Bases 115 to 555 code for a protein of 146 amino acids. NCBI's taxonomy places the organism in Eukaryota, Viridiplantae, Streptophyta, Magnoliopsida, Brassicales, Brassicaceae. The transcript has 4 exons. The record is from RefSeq and is a predicted model, not a curated record. Gene Ontology annotation, biological process: vesicle-mediated transport.